Messenger RNA from Miscanthus lutarioriparius, 2088 nucleotides. The record is from the annotation of a GenBank genome assembly. Lineage: Eukaryota; Viridiplantae; Streptophyta; Magnoliopsida; Poales; Poaceae.
AUGGCGGCGCAAGUGGCGGCGGCGGUGGUGCCGAAUGGGAGCCCGGGCGCUGUCCCCGCGGUGGUGUCGCCGGGAGCGGUCGGCGUCGGCGUCGGCGUGGCGCAGCCACUCCCGACCACGUCGCUCUACGUGGGCGACCUGGAGGGCUCCGUCUCGGACUCGCAGCUGUACGAGCUCUUCAGCCAGGCCGGGCAGGUGGUGUCGGUGCGCGUCUGCAGGGACGUCACCUCGCGCCGCUCGCUCGGAUACGCCUACGUCAACUUCAGCAACCCCUUGGAUGGUAUGGUUGCGAUCUCCUCCUGGGGUUUCCUUUCUAUCUUGUCGAUUCAGGGUGGGAGGAUUCGUCGACAUGUGGGCGUCGUUGGAUUGGGGCCUGAUCAGAUUGGGCUAGCUGCAAGAGCAUUGGAAGUGCUGAACUUCGCUCUUCUUAACAACAAGCCUAUCAGGGUGAUGUAUUCAAACCGUGACCCAAGCAGCCGUAGGAGUGGAUCUGCUAACAUUUUCAUAAAGAAUCUUGACAAGACAAUAGACAAUAAAACCCUUCAUGAGACCUUUUCUUCAUUUGGUACCAUUCUCUCAUGUAAGGUAGCCAUGGAUGAAGCAGGCCAAUCCAAAGGCUUUGGUUUUGUUCAGUAUGAAAAAGAAGAAGCUGCACAGAAUGCUAUAAAAAGUCUAAACGGGAUGCUUAUAAAUGAUAAGCCUGUUUUUGUUGGACCUUUUCUUCGCAAGCAAGAAAGAGAUCAUUCUUUUGACAAGACAAAAUUUAACAAUGUCUUUGUGAAAAAUUUGUCUGAGUCUACCACAAAGGAAGAUUUACUCAAAAUCUUUGGUGAAUAUGGGAGUAUUACAAGUGCUGUUGUAAUGAUUGGCAUGGAUGGUAAAUCAAGGUGCUUUGGUUUCAUCAAUUUUGAGAAUCCAGAUGCAGCUUCCCGUGCUGUUCAGGAACUUAAUGGUAAGAAGAUAAAUGACAAUGAGUGGUAUGUUGGAAGAGCUCAGAAGAAGUCAGAAAGAGAGAUGGAACUAAAAAGGACGUUUGAGCAAAGCUUGAAAGAUGCUGCUGACAAAUAUCAAGGACUGAACUUGUACCUCAAGAACUUGGAUGAUAGCAUUGGAGAUGAUCAACUUCGUGAGUUGUUCUCCAACUUUGGCAAAAUUACUUCGUACAAGGUGAUGCGUGACCAAAAUGGUCUCAGCAAAGGCUCUGGAUUUGUUGCUUUCUCAACUCGUGAGGAAGCAUCUCAGGCUUUAACUGAAAUGAAUGGCAAAAUGAUAUCUGGAAAACCAUUGUAUGUUGCAUUUGCACAGCGUAAAGAAGAUAGAAAAGCGAUGUUGCAGGCACAGUUUUCUCAGAUGCGCCCUGCUGUACCAAUGACACCCACUCUAGCCCCGCGCCUUCCAAUGUACCCUCCUAUGGCUCCUCAGCAACUCUUCUAUGGACAAGCGCCGCCAGCUAUGAUACCCCCUCAGCCAGGAUUUGGUUUCCAGCAACAGCUUGUUCCAGGCAUGAGGCCUGGUGGUCCCCAUAUGCCAAAUUAUUUUGUUCCGGUUGUCCAACAGGGCCAACAGGGUCCACGCCCAGGUAUGAGGCGUGGAGCUGGAGCCCAGGGCCAGCAACCUGUGCCACCAUUUCAACAGCAGAUUCUUCCGCGAGGACGGAUGUAUCGUUACCCAACUGGUCGCAACAUGCCUGAAGCUCCGGCGAUGCCAGGGGUUGCUGGAGGUAUGAUUCAGGCAUAUGAUAUGGGAGGCUUCCCUGUGAGAGAUGCAGCCUUAUCACCGGCCGCCCAAAUUGGGACUCUGACUUCUGCCCUUGCAAAUGCUAAUCCUGAGCAGCAAAGAACGAUACUUGGUGAAAACCUAUACCCACUGGUUGAGCAACUGGAACCAAACCAAGCAGCAAAGGUCACUGGAAUGCUUUUGGAGAUGGAUCAGACUGAGGUCCUCCACCUGCUCGAGUCCCCUGAUGCUCUCAAGUCCAAGGUUGCUGAGGCGAUGGAUGUUCUCCGCAAUGUGGCCCAUCAGCAAAACCCAAACACCCCGACCAGUCAGCUUGCCGCAUUAUCACUGACCGAAGGCAUUAUCUCCUAA